AUGUAUCUCACUGACACUCAUCUACUGGAUUUACCCGAUGACAUCGUACUGACUAUUUUGAAGAAACUGGACAAGAUGUUUGCCCUCUAUUCAUUAAUAGAUAUUGGUAUUGAACGACUUGAUCUUCUCGCACAAGAUAUAACUUUCACCGAUACUCUCAAUUUUUUGUCAACCGAAACUGAUAAUAUUUGUUCACUUAAUGAUUCCAUUAUUGAUCGAUUUUGUAGCGAUAUAUUACCACGAAUUCAAUGCACCGUUCAAUAUCUUAUUUUUGAAUCAAUAAUCACGGAACGUAUUCUACUUGCUAUUAAUUGUCCUAAUCUUACUAAAUUGAAAAUCUUCAAUGCCAAUCAAGAUAUUGCUUUACAUUAUUUUACAAAUGAAUCACACUUUCGACAUAUUUUCAAACAAAAAAUUACAGAUCUUACUGUUAUAAAUCAUCAUACAAAUGCUCAUAUAUCAACAGUUGAUUACACAAAAAAUAAUGAUCUACCUAAUUUAAAAUGUUUUUCAUUAAGAAUUGGUUCUUUAAAUGAUGGAUACGAUACUCUAAUUGUACCACUUCUUCGUCGUAUGCGUAAUCGCGAAGAAUUGACUUUAGAUCUUCGUAUAGAUGAUCAAACUAGAUUUGUCGAUGGUACUCAAGUUCACAAUGAAAUUCUUAUUCAUAUGGCACAACUUCAUAAAUUCAUCUUUUAUAUCAAGACUACUAUUCAGAAGAAUAAUAGUAUUCCUCGUUUGUCAAACGAUGACAUUCAGCGAACAUUUAAUAAUAUAGGAUAUGAACAAGUUGGUUGUAUAGUAGAUAAUAGAGGUAUUUAA
Molecule: messenger RNA, 822 nt
Organism: Rotaria socialis
Lineage: Eukaryota; Metazoa; Rotifera; Eurotatoria; Philodinida; Philodinidae
Source: the annotation of a GenBank genome assembly